AUGCCGAGCAAGACAAGGAGUCAUUGGGAAAAAGAAACUACUACUCCUUUCUUCCGCAUACACGGUGUAAGGCAAGAGCUAAAGCAAAAGUUAAAACAGGAUAAGAACAAGAAAUGGAAGACUCGAGUUUUUGCAUUAAAUCAGCAUGAGACGGAGCAGGAUGCGAAUGUGAUAGCAGCAAAGUGCAAGACUCUACCUCGCCUUGUAUCGGCUUUUCAAAUGGAGAAGAUGUUGAGAAAAGAGUCAUGUCAAGGAUUCUUAGUUAAUAUCAUCGGUUUCAAACCUAUAGAAACAACCGUUGAUGAUAUUAUGUACCCUCUGCUAAGAAUAGAAGAUUUAUUCAACCAAUUAAGGGGUACAACAGUGUUUUCAAAUAUUGACUUGAGAUCGGGGUAUCAUCAUCUAAAGGUCAAGGCAAGCGAUAUACCGAAAACUGCUUUCAAAACUCGUUGCGGACGUUAUGUAUUCACUUUCAUGCCUUUCAGCUUGACCAAUGCUCCAACUAUAUUUAUUGAUCAAAUGAACUGA
Olea europaea var. sylvestris is the source of this 528-nucleotide messenger RNA. RefSeq lists its product as uncharacterized. The coding region runs from base 1 to 528 and encodes 175 amino acids. NCBI's taxonomy places the organism in Eukaryota, Viridiplantae, Streptophyta, Magnoliopsida, Lamiales, Oleaceae. The transcript is spliced from 5 exons. The record is from RefSeq and is a predicted model, not a curated record.